Messenger RNA from Gallus gallus (chicken), 2745 nucleotides. RefSeq names its product neuronal pentraxin receptor (gene NPTXR). The transcript is spliced from 6 exons. Lineage: Eukaryota; Metazoa; Chordata; Aves; Galliformes; Phasianidae. Bases 1 to 1803 code for a protein of 600 amino acids. The record is from RefSeq and is a predicted model, not a curated record.
AUGCCAGUGGAGCGGCCAGUGGAGCCAUCUUUGGCCCACGCAUUGGGGCUGGACACAGGGAUACCUCCAGUGAGGUUCUUCCUGACUGUGCAGGCGCAGGCAGAUCUGUACCAGUGGGAGGUGAUGCAAGCCCUGUUGCGCGGCGCGGCGGGGCCCGGAGCCGGUGCUGCUGCUGCCGGUAGCGUCUGUCCCUCCGGCUGCUGCCCGUCCCUUCAUCCAUCCUUCCAUCCAUCCAUCCAUCCUCCCAUCCCUUCCUCCUUCCCUCCCUCCCUCCCUCCCUCCGUCCCCGCUUUGUUUUCUCGCCGUCCGCGGGCUCGGGCCCCCCACGCCGCUGCCACCCUGAAGUUUCUGGCGGUGCUGCUGGCGGCGGGCAUGCUGGCUUUCCUUGGGGCCAUCAUCUGCAUCAUCGCCAGCGUCCACCCGGCGGGCACCGCCGCCCCCGCCGCUCCCACCGCCGCCGACAAUGACUCGGCCGCCGCCGCGCUGCUCCCCGCCGCCGACAAGGGGCUGGGAGCCCUGCACGGCCCCGCCGAGGCUCUGGCCAGCGCCGGGCCUCGCCUCACCGGCUCGACGCCGCUGUUCAGCCGCUUCGUCUGCACUCCGCUGAGCGCCGAGUGCCCCGCGGCCGCCCCCGGCCCCGCCGCCGCCGCCGGCCCCGAAGAGCUGCUGGCGCUGCGCAGCGCCGCGGCACAGCUGCGCCGCACGGCGCUGGAGCAGAAGGAGCGCAUCCGAAUGGACCAGGAGACCAUCCGCGAGCUGACGGGCAAGCUGAGCCGCUGCGAGGGCGGCCUCCACUCUUCUCCCCCCGCCGCCGGGCUCCGCGCCGCCCCCCGGCCCGGCACCAUGGGGCACCCCCCCGCCGAGCCGCCCGCCGUGCGAGAGCUGGAGGAGGCCGUCCGCGCCCUGCAGGAGCGCAUCGACCGGAUCGAGCAGGAGCUGCCAUCCCGCCCCAAUGGGUCAGCGCCCACCGCCCCCGCGCUCGCCCGCGAUGCGCUGCACAGCAAGAUGGAGCAGCUGGAGGAGCAGCUCCUGGCCAAGAUCCUCGCCCUGCAGAAGGAGCGGCACGCCGCCAACACCGACCGCAGCCAGCAGCAGCACGACAUCGAGAAGGAGCUCAGCGCCCUGCAGAACCGAGUGGCGGAGCUGGAGCACGGAGCUCCAGGCUACAAUCCUCCUGAUGCCUUCAAGGUGACUAUCCCGGUGCAGAACAACUACAUGUACGCCCGCAUGAAGAAGAGCCUGCCAGAGCUCUAUGCCUUCACCAUCUGCCUGUGGCUGAAGUCCAAGGCCUUGUCGGGGCUCGGCACCCCUUUCUCCUACUCUGUCCCCACCCAAGCCAACGAGAUCGUGCUGCUGGAGUGGGGCAGCAACCCCCUGGAGCUGCUCAUCAACGACAAGGUUGCCCAGCUGCCGCUGAGCCUGAAGGACAAGGCCUGGCACCACGUCUGCGUGGCAUGGACCACUCGCGAUGGCAAGUGGUCAGCGUACCAGGACGGUGAGCAGCGGGGCUCCGGUGAGAACCUGGCCUCCUGGCACGCCAUCAAGCCACAGGGCGUCAUCAUCCUGGGCCAGGAGCAGGACACGCUGGGCGGCCGCUUCGAUGCCACGCAGGCCUUUGUGGGGGAGCUGGCCCACUUCGCUGUGUGGGACCACAUGCUGGCUCCGGCGGAGAUCCUGGCCUUGGCCAACUGUACCUCGCGCCUGCAAGGCAACGUCAUCCAGUGGGACGACCAGGCUGUCGAGGUCUUUGGAGGGGCCAGCAAGGCAGCCUUCACUGCCUGCGACGAGGGGAGGAAGGCAUGAAUGGCACCCUCAGCUCCAGGCUGCCCUUCCGACCCUCCCAGAUCAACGAGACCCUCUCACCACCACCACCACCCCAUGAUGGGGCGAUGUUCGAGGCCUUCAGGGGAGGUCCCACGGCAGCCCCUCGCCCCUCCUGCCCCUCACCUUGCCCUGUUUUGUUUUGGGCCCUGGGCACUGGGGACAUGUGGGGGCUGGGAGUGGGACAUCCCCUGCACUUCUUUAUUUUCAUCACCCCGAUGUCUGGUUUUGUGAGCCUGCUCCUUCUGAGCCCCUCUUCCCCAUCAGCCAUUCUCUGACACCUUCCUCCCCCCAUAGGAUGAAAAGAGCCCUGUGAGGGGGAUCUAUUUAUUUUAUUUUAAGCCUUCCCUGUGCCACAGAAGGGAGGGGAAGAGGGGCAGAGACUCGUCCUCAUGCACCCAGCCCUGGUUGGGGUGGAGGAAAUGAAGCAAAAGUGAGGAAAAGGGGCAAGGGGAGAGGUGUGCCCCAUUGCCCCCCCAGCCUUUUGGGGCUGAGCUGCUUGCAGGGGUGCUGGCCUCAAGCUGUGCUUUGGCCCCUGCUUUGAGCUGGCUGCGGUUGGGAAUGCUGGUGGCCUUGCAGAGUGCCUGAGGAUGCGAUGUUUCCAUGCUGGUGUCUCAAUAUAUCUAUGCCGGGGGGGUUUUCGGGGGGUCUCACAGUGUGAUGUCCAGCUUCCAGCACUCCUCCAAGCUCAACAUGUCCCACUUUGCACCACCUGCUCGGGGACCAGGGGGCAGAGGGGACAGCCCACCAGGGUGGGGGGGAUGCAGUGGGGACGCAGCACAGCCCCUGUGCCGAGUGGGAAACACUGUGAUCUUCAUGCCACCCCCCCACCCCCCAGUCUCUCGCUUGCGCGUGGCCGUGUCGUGUUGGGACAUUUCUUUUGUAACGCUGGCUGUGGGCAAUAAACGUGGCGUGUCUGUCGGA